Molecule: messenger RNA, 1038 nt
Organism: Saccostrea cuccullata (small rock oyster)
Lineage: Eukaryota; Metazoa; Mollusca; Bivalvia; Ostreida; Ostreidae
Exons: 1
Coding region: 1-1038 (345 amino acids)
Source: RefSeq, a predicted model, not a curated record
AUGCAAAAACAGCUGAAAGAAGUUCGAGUAAAAUACGAAAAAAUGCAAAUUGAGGUCACUGAGCAUGGAAGGCAAUGGCACGCUGAAAUGGACAGGACAGUGCAAAAGUUCUCUGAAGAAAUAAAGAGUAUGGAAGAUCGAGACAUUACGCUCUUAAAGAAACAAAUAGAAGAAAGCAAAGCUCUCCUUAGGGCUCUCAGUAUUCACUGUAAAGAAGUGAAGAAGUUUGCCAAUUCUUUUAAUUUUAAAGAUAUUCUUAAUUAUCAAUUAAGAAAGGAAACAUCACAUCGUUUUAAAUUUUUUUCAACCAUGCCCUCAUUUACCUCCACAAAAAUCAAAGCAAAUAAAAUGUAUGAAACUUUUGGCAAACUUUUAUCCCAAAUACCACAAGAAGUAAAAUCAUUUGCUUCAAAACAGGACACUGUCCGCAAAUUAUGCAGUAGAUCAACCAUCUGUAGGUCUUUGGAAACCAGAGUUGAUACAAUUUGCAAUCUUGUGUGCAUUGAUGACAAUACUGUCUGGCUAAAUGGUGAAAACAAUGCAAUAAUAUGCUUCAAGGAUACUAGUGUUGAAUUUGAAAGACAUACAACAGUAUCGGGAUACAAACCCACUAAUUUGGCCAUUACCAGACAAGGAGAUUUGGUAUAUGCCGUCUGCCAUUCACUGCAUAGCCAUGCUUACAUAAUUACCAAUGGCAAACUCAAAGAACUGAUCACUUUUGAUGACUGGAGACCUAUUGGAGUUUGUUGCACAGCAGAGGAUGAAUUUCUGGUCUCCCUGGAAAGCAAGGAUGAAACCCAGGUCAAAAUUGCUCGCUUCUCUGAUUCGGAAAUAAUUCAAGAAAUUCAGUACGAUGACCAUCAUCAACCUCUCUACCAGGCUGGGAAAUAUUACAUCCUGGUGGAAGAAAACAAAAAUCUGGAUGUCUGUGCAUCAGAUCCAAACAAAAAUGAAGUGGUUGUCACCGACAAAAAUGGAACUCUGCGAUGGAGAUAUAAAGGAAAUCUGCAACCUGGAAAAUUCUCCUUUUUCUCCUAG